Messenger RNA from Mesocricetus auratus (golden hamster), 3664 nucleotides. RefSeq names its product chromosome unknown C2orf88 homolog (gene Akap19). NCBI's taxonomy places the organism in Eukaryota, Metazoa, Chordata, Mammalia, Rodentia, Cricetidae. Gene Ontology annotation, molecular function: protein kinase A regulatory subunit binding. Bases 442 to 744 code for a protein of 100 amino acids. The record is from RefSeq and is a predicted model, not a curated record. The transcript has 2 exons.
CGAAGGACGCCGGCCCUCUGCGAGCGGCCACUAACUUGACCCAGCUGGCGUUCGCGAAGCGGAGGAGACUCUGUCCCUGCAGCCCGGCCACGCUGCGCCUAUUCAGGCUGCGGCUCCCGCCCUGACGCCAGCGCCCUCCCCUCACUGCGCCCUCCCGGAACAGCUCCCGCCCCGGGAGCUCCGGCUGCGGCCAGGGGGCUUGAGGCCCGCUGAGCAUCCACACUGAGGCCAUGCAGUCCUGCGAUGGCUGCGCAGCUGCCCCGCCGCUGUGUAGGGUAAACACAAGACGUGAGGAGUACUGAGAGGGGACCAGUGGCUGCCACAGUGGCCUGAGAGGAAGCCGGUCAACAUUGUGUGAACAACCCUGCACUGUUUUCCGAGGAUGUGUUGAAGGCGUCUUAAUUAACACAGUUUGCCUCCACUCUGCCAAAGCUCUACAUCAUGGGCUGCAUGAAAUCAAAGCAAACAUUCCCAUUUCCUACCACAUUAGACACGCUACAUGAGAGUGAAGAAGCCUUUAUGCUAGAUGAUAGCUGUCAACACAGGACCCCUUCUCCAGGCAGACCUGGAGGCCUAGAGGAAGUGAAGAAACUCCCAGAGCCCAGUGCUGCGGUCGUUGAAUUUGCAGAGCGUCUGGCCAAGCAAAUCGUGCAGGACGCCAUGCAGCAGUGGGCAUGCGAAAACAUCAAGUACUACAACAUUCCAUACAUCGAGAGUGAGGGCUCUGAGACCGCUAUUGGGUGAUGAUACUUUGCUGUGCUCUGGAUGUAGUCGGUGCUAGCUUAAAUACAUGAAAUAAGUUUUAAAACUCCAACUGGAUGUAAAACCGUGUCUAUGAUAAUAUUAGUGUAGGACGCUUAUGGUGAAAUAUAAUUUUAAGCAGUUCUACGUUAACAUCAAUGUAAAUCUGCUUGAUCUCAAAUUUGGGUCACAGAAAAGAUUGGCAGAGGUCUUGUGGCACCCAGCAACCACUUGUCUGCCAUAGCAUGCUCUUCCUCAAGCAGUAAUGGCAUCACCAAAGAAAAUGUUGAAUAAAAAGUGCCCAGGUUCCAAAUGGUUAUUUUAAAGGACUGACUUUAAAAUAACUAUUUCUGUUCAUCUACACCAAAAAUAAGCCCAGAACAUGAAAAAGGGUUUCCUUAAAAUGCUUUGACAAGGAAUGGAUCUCUAGCCAUUUGUAUCAGGGACUGCCCACUCACUUCCUGUAGCCUCUAACCUACAAUUAGAAAACCACCAGAGAAGAGGGCCUCAUUGAAGGCUGCUCUUCCUUCCGAGGAAGAUGAAUUUGUAAUUGAAAAGGGUAACUAUCACACUAAGCCUCAGGGUCAUGCCACAGCUGUCACUGGAUAAUUUAAACUUUGCACAUUACAGCCAUCUUUAAAUGAUAAUUUAUAGAAGUGAUGGCAUUAGUUUAUGGCAUUGAAAUAUGAAGCUCUUCCAUACCUUUUAUCCAGUAAGUCUUAAAAAUGACAGAAGCCUAGUCUGCAAGGUGAAAAUUUGAGCCUAGUGUCAUGGCUAACCAUGGGUGAAAUCUCCCUGCAGUACUGGUGUAGGGGUGAAGGAGCAGACAUUCAGGGAGCUGUAAUUCUGCUGCACUACAGGGCAGAACAGAAACACUCCUCCCAAAGGGACCACCAAUGUGGGAUUUAGCAGUCACUUGUGCUCAUAGGGCACUCUUAGCCAUAUAAUCUCUUCCUGAACGGAGCACCUGUGUGGGAUUCAGCAGUCACAAGGCACUUUUAGGCAUAUAUUAUGGAGAGGUUGUAAAUUAGGCAUUUUAAAACUAUCAUAAGUAUAUACUUUUUAUUUUUUUAAAGAACUUAACUGUAUAAAACUCAACAUUAAGAGAAGACUUAGGACAAACUCAGUAGAAAAAUAGAGCUGAGUGUCUAGAAUUAUCACAAAGCUGUGCUAGACACUGAGUUUAAUUAGACAGGAAAAUAGGCCCAUCUACACCAGCCCUUCAGUGAUACCAUUUAUCAGCAUACUUGAAAUCCAAAACCAUUAGAGAAAGGCUUUUGGUAUUGUUAAUGAAAUAGCCAGGUACUUGAUUGUCAGUAGUGAGAAACGCUGCCUCUAGCUUUAACAGUAAUAUGUUGAAAUCCAAGCCAAAUAGUGUGAAUCCUUCAGGUUUUGGCAGCAAAGGGGUCGUUAAAGUGAGUGACAGGCCGUUUGGUUUCAGACACCUGAUCUAUCAUUCUACUAAGUUUCACUAAGCCCUGGGAAUCACAGUUCUCCACUGCACUUGUAGUCUAACAGUUUACAGAGCUAUAAGCAACUACUCUGUUCCUACAGCGAUCUGCACAUAAGUCCCAAUGCAGAGCACUUUCCAUUAAGUACAACCUCUACUUCAUGAAGCAGCAGUUUCCUGAAGAUUCAGGCAAAAGCCUAGGUCACGAGUUUUUCACUCAUUUGUUUCUCAUAUGAGGACACCUAUUGCAAGAGUUCUUGUUAUUUCAACUAUAUAAUUAAGUAUAAAAAACAAUAUGUAUUUUUUUCAGAGCAUGACAUAAUCUACACAGGGAUUUGUAAUGGCAAGAGGGUUUGGGUUAUAUGUAUUUCAACUUCAGGCUUCUUCUUUGUCCCAUGUUGAUUCCCCGAGGGUGGAGCAGGGGUGUCUGCCAGGUCCACAUCUAGCUAGAGGUCUGCUCCCUGCUGCCAUCCCCUUUCAGGAACUAUGGUGGAAGGGUUAACAUGGAGCCAGCACUGUGCCCCCAGCCUGGGUCAGGCUUUGUAUGUCAGCCCGUGAACAAGAAUCAAAAAAGAGUUGAACAAAUUUUAUACCACACUGGAUAGCUAUCAGGAUAUAGUUUGGACUUAAUGAGACAUCUCUAAUAAAGAAUCAGCCUUCUUCAUGUCUUUAUAUGAAAACAUCUGAUCCUCAUUUGAGGUCUUUCAUUGAGGAGGAGAUGACUGAGGGGGAUGAGGGACUCAGAAAGAUGGAUGAUUCAUUAGCUACUGGACAAGGACAUGUGGAGCAUCAGUGCAAGGACAGAGGGACUGCUAUCAGCAUAUGGCCUCCCAGUGGUGACUGCAGAAGCAGAUCAGCGGAGGAAAUAAAUGUGCCAAUUCUUUACUUACUAAAACUCUCAAAAUGCCUCCGUAUUCUUCCCUGCCCCCAUUGUCUCUUUGGUACAGUUACCUUUUGAUUACAGGCCUUUGAUCCUACAAGUCUCCCAUCUUAGUUGCCUUAUCAGUUGUUUGCAAACCACCUAUGGUUAUUAUCACUUAAAGCACAAUUUUGAAAGGAAAAAAAACAUGAUUAUCUUAAGCCCAAAGGAAUUUGUUCCAAACUGUCUCAUAAGCAUCAAAAAUAAAUGCACAGAAAUAGCAUAAUAUGCACAUACUACUUAAUUACCAUUGGCAUUUGGUGAGAUGGGAAGUACAUUUUACAUUUUAUUAUUUUAGAAAUCAGAAGCUAGACAUGUAUGUCAAGAAAUAGUAAUGUAUAUGUAAUGUCUAUGUGAAAUGACCCAGCAAGCCAUGUGUUUCUUCCUAGUAGCCACAAAAGCUAGCUCUGAAGAAUUAGCUGCCACUUUACUCACAAACUCGUUUUGUUAGCAAAUUCCCUUCACUGUAGGAGUUAACUCUGGAGUGAUAUUUUUCCCAAAUAUUUUUGUGAAAAUGCUUUUUUGUAACUAUAAUAAAAGUCUGAUUGCAAUGA